AUGUCAGAACAACCGAUAAACACACACCUCCCUCGGGAAGAGGGGGGUGACUCUCAAAGCAACGGCGCUUUCAACUUCGAAAGAGACCCAUCUUCCCAGUACCUAUCCAACAUGCUAGCUAAUAGUGGCAACACUCAACCAACCAACUCCAUCGAUUACACACAAGACCUCCGACCGCUCCCGGAAUCACUGCAAGACUCGCGAGGUCCCUCGACGUCACGACUCAUGUCCAGGAGACAAUCUACCAUGUCGAGACUGGGAUCCCGAAUUUUGCCCAACUCCGUUAUCCGUGGCUUACUUAAUAGCGAGGAGGAGACACCAGCGGAGGGCCAUGCCCAUCGAAAUGGUCGCAUAUCAAGGUCUUUAUCUCGAGCCGAAACAACACACAGCGGCCGCUUUUCUCCCUUUCAUUCCCUGGGAUCUCGAGGUAUCACCAGACGUCGCUCGAUCCGCGGUCCCUAUCCAGUCCCUCGAUCUGACGGAACACUGGUCUCAGAUGAUUCAUCAAGAUAUCUUAGCCCGAAUUUGGAGACAAUUCCAGGCUCUGUGAGAGGAUGGCGGCGUAGCCCUCGCUUGAACCGCGUGCGAAAUUCUUUGAGCACACCAAUUUCUCAUUUAUUCGGGCCACCGUCUUUAUCGAGCUCCGAUGCGGCGAGAGUUCCUCCUCCUCCUCCUCAACUACCACCCCGCUCAAGCAUGUCAGAUGAUGUUGACCGCUUGCUUCCUCCUUUGGCUCCGAUGGAUACCACCAUGGGUUUUGAUGAGGCUACAGAGAUGGACUCGGUUGAGCCGUCAUCUAUGGACGCUUUAACAUCAACUUCCCCUCGAUCCCGCAUGAACCAGGGACCAGGCCCUGUCAGAAGACUUCCUGGCAUUCUACGCUCUCGUUCGUCUCGGAUACCACGGCGUGAAGAUCAAACUUCACUCUCUCGUGUUCUUCAAUUAGCCGCUGCCGCUAUCGCAGCACAACUCUCAGGCAGCACAGUUCCUACCCUCCCUAAUAUCCAGUCCCUUGGAAAUGAUGGAUUGGAUGCAUCUCUUGAAAAUCUAAUUCAAAGCUUGCAGCAGGCCACGUCUACUCAGGGCAGUCCCUCGGGUAAUUUAGGCACUCCAAGUCCACCCUCAGAUGGCAGUGCUGCUCCAGCUCCAGUUAAUUUCCUGCGUGUCUUUCGUUUUGCAAACUCUGACAACCAAGGGGGGCGGUCGAGUACAGAAAAUAGAGAUAACAACGGCCCUGGAGUUGCGGAUCCAAUGGAUAUUGACGAGCCUGGCGAGGAGACAACCGAGGGUCGCACUGUGACUUUAGUUGUUGUUGGAGUGAGGUCAGUUCCAACCAACGGGCCUCUCGGUGGUCAACAGAAUAACGGCGGCAUGGGGCUGGACGCUCUUCUUGGCCUACCGCUAAUGCCAUCAACCGCUGUGCCGCGAGAUCGCCCUAACAUCUUCCGGAAUGCGGAUGGUUCUUCCAGGCUCCCUCCCCCCAGGCCUAUCGAUGGAGCUGCAAACUCGAUCCUUGGUGGUUUAGAUAAUCAGCCUCGCCGCUCGUUGUCGAAUGAAUCUCAACGAAGACCGCCAGAUUCAACAUCCACUGAUGCACCAUCGUCUACACUCCCAACCACCCUAUCAGACAGUCCUCCUGGGCCGCACCCUCCUCCAUCAACGCCAGCCGAACCCGCAUUAUCUGCAGUCUCAUCGGGAAAUUCUACUCCAAGUCGGAGGCCGUCCUCAGCUUCGGCAAUGUUUCCGAACCCUCUGCCUCAAGUUCACGAAGAAUCUCCCCGACAACCCACGGUUGAGUCGGAAGCUUCGGCCACAACAGCUCCUACUACCGGUGCCCGGCAACGUCGCCGAAGUGAUUCCGAGUUUGCUCGCCACCGUCAUUUGGGCUUGGGUGCCGCGCGGCGCAACGGAGUUGUCGAACCAGAUCAGCCAACCCCGUCUACGGGUCGUACUUGGGUGAUAUAUGUCGUCGGCACCAACCUUUCUGAGAACCACCCGGCUUUUGCAACGCCGAGUCUGUUUACUGACAACCCGACGUAUGAAGAUAUGAUUUUGUUGUCUUCACUCCUUGGGCCAGCAAAGCCUCCUGUUGCCUCUGAGGACGACGUCACUUCAGCGGGUGGCAUAUUUCGUUUAGUCGAGUAUGCCGGUACUUUAGUUGCAGAAGCCCUCGAAAGCGAUGAAAAUCUUAGCAUUGGAGAAAACGAAAGGUGCUUAAUCUGUCUUAGCGAGUACCAGGCAGCCGAGGAAGUUCGACAGCUUUCCAAAUGCAAGCAUACUUAUCACAAAGAAUGCAUCGAUCAGUGGCUUACUACUGGACGAAACUCUUGCCCUCUAUGCCGAGGCGAAGGAGUCGCUGAGACUUCCAAUAAUUCCAACGAGCCCCCUGCUCAAGAAGCUUCUGCAUAA
Talaromyces rugulosus is the source of this 2409-nucleotide messenger RNA. RefSeq lists its product as uncharacterized. NCBI's taxonomy places the organism in Eukaryota, Fungi, Ascomycota, Eurotiomycetes, Eurotiales, Trichocomaceae. The record is from RefSeq and is a predicted model, not a curated record. The transcript is spliced from 3 exons. The coding region runs from base 1 to 2409 and encodes 802 amino acids.